AUGACUGCGGAGGUGCUCGCAUCCGUCCAGGCGGACCUUGAGUCCAAGAUCUCAGGCGCCGAGGAGAAGAUCGCAUCUGGAGAUGCAGAGAAGACCAAGCGAGAGGCUGCUGUGGAGGAGACCAAGAAGGCCGUUGAAGAGAAAGCCGCCGUCAUGGAGACGACCAAGAAGGAGGCCGAGGUGGCCGCAGAGGAGCUCAGCGCCGCUGAAAAGGCCCACAAGACGGCCGAACAGGAGCAGAAGGCUGGUGACACGAAGCUUGUCCAGGCUGAGACGAAGAAGGAAAAGCUGGAGACGGUGAUGACAUCGGUCUUCGUCCCGUGCAAGGAUGGCACCGUGGAGGCUGGCUCCAAGUCCAAGGCCAUCCAGGAGAUCACCAAGCUCGGUCGAGCCGAAGGCUUCGACACCGCCCUGCUGACUUCGCUGCCGUCCGCCCUGGACAAGGAGCCGGCCGCUCGUGGCACCUUUGACCACGUGGUGGUCAAGCAGGUGGAGGAUGAGUUGCAGAAAAGGCUCGCUGAGCUGACCGAGACCCUUGCAGCAGGUGCGCCCGAGCGCGAGGCGCGUGCGCAGAAGGUGUCCAUUGCAGCCGCGCAGAAAGAGGCGGCGAAGGUCAAGGACGCGGCCACGAAAGAGGCAGCCAAGGCUGCAGUGGAGGCGCAGAAGGCAGCAGUGGCCGCCGAAAAGGCGGCGGCCAAAGCUCUCAAGGCCCUUGGUCCGGAGAUGAAGGCCACAGCAGCGGAGCUCAAGAGCAACAAGGAGAGCUUGGAGGACUUCAAGACAGGA
Molecule: messenger RNA, 786 nt
Organism: Symbiodinium sp. CCMP2456
Lineage: Eukaryota; Dinophyceae; Suessiales; Symbiodiniaceae
Source: the annotation of a GenBank genome assembly